Messenger RNA from Linum tenue, 555 nucleotides. Lineage: Eukaryota; Viridiplantae; Streptophyta; Magnoliopsida; Malpighiales; Linaceae. The record is from the annotation of a GenBank genome assembly.
GUAUACCAGUAUGUACUAAUCUGCCUAGGGAGCGAUCAAUAAUACGAAAACGAGACCCUUUCUCGCUACUGCAAAACAUUCUGGUACUAUGUUAAAAACCAAUUUCUAAUCCCAACAUCUCUCGAAUUGCUGCUUAGUACCUUCUGAUCGGCCAUUUUGUAGGUCAAAUCAGGCCCCAGCAUAUUGGCAGCGACAAAGACAGCCACAGAGAUCUUCUCGGGAAACCUCUCCAUGGCAAUGCACAAGCUGGGGCCGGCCAAGCUGUGACCCACCAGAACCACCUUCUUCUCGUCACUGGCCGGCGGCGGCGGCGGCAGGGAAUCCAUGAAGGUGAACAGCGGCUCCGAGUACUCGACGUCGGAAGAAUGCACGUCUUCCACCUGCCGUCGAUCGAUCCCGCUGGCGGCCAUGUCCAGGGCGGUGACCUUGUGCCCGGCUUGUUUCAGCUCGGCGAUCACCUUGUACCAGCACCAGGCUCCGUGGCCGGCGCCAUGGACUAGCACGAAAUGCCUCAUUAUCUUCUUCUUCUUCUUCUUCUUGGCUGUUGUUUCCUUU